Molecule: messenger RNA, 444 nt
Organism: Vicia faba (fava bean)
Lineage: Eukaryota; Viridiplantae; Streptophyta; Magnoliopsida; Fabales; Fabaceae
Source: the annotation of a GenBank genome assembly
AUGGAUGUUGUUUUAUUCACCUUGAUCUUCUUGGUCACAAAAUUUGCUAUACCUGAAGACUAUAAAGUCCUAAUUCUUGGGUGGAUUUGUGUCGCUGUUUCAGUGAUUGGGUUUGCAGCACCUCUAAUGAUUGUGGUACGAGUUGUUAAAACAAGAAUUAUAUGGUUUGGGCAUGGUUUCUUUAAACAUGAUGUGUGCAUUUAUCUUCCCAAUGUGGUUGGCUUUUUAUUGGGGAUAAUUCGCAUGGUGUUAUAUGCUUAUUACUCAAAAUAUGGUGGUAAAAAUGAUGAUAAGCAAGAUCAAGGGAUAAGUAUUGUUGUUGUCAAUCCAUUAGAUGAAAAUGAUGAUAUUAUUGAGGAAGUGAAUAGUCAACAACUUCAAGUGAAGAAGCAUGGUUUAGAAGAUGAAAACGAGAAGCAAGAGAAAAAUGUGGAAGCUAUAUAG